Messenger RNA from Epinephelus fuscoguttatus (brown-marbled grouper), 3860 nucleotides. RefSeq lists its product as uncharacterized. The coding region runs from base 300 to 1646 and encodes 448 amino acids. The record is from RefSeq and is a predicted model, not a curated record. NCBI's taxonomy places the organism in Eukaryota, Metazoa, Chordata, Actinopteri, Perciformes, Serranidae. The transcript has 3 exons.
AAUGUGUAUGUUUAUCUUUGUUUAUCUUUGUUGUCCAUGUUUUGACCUGUGUGUAUAUGCUGUGUAUUUACAUUGACAGAAACCUGAGUUACAUUAAAGCUGAUUCUGACUUUGAAACAUAAUUAAUCAUAGAAAUAAAAUCAAUGUAUUGCUGUAAGACUGAUUCAUAAGCUCUAAGCUCUGAUUCACACUCCUCACCAGCAGGUGUCGGUACAGCGCCGGAAACGCUUCCUGUCUGACCGCCGUUAAAACCACCAAAGAAGAAGAAGAAGAAGAAGUUUGUUUACCGCCAGUUCAAAAUGGAGCCGAACCCGGAGGAUCCUCCGUCACUAACGGCAGCGUUACUUUACUCCAUGCUGAGCCUGAAUGUCCCUCCGUCGGUCGGUAACCAGAUGUUCGAGCUGUACCGGGUCCAGACGGCCCUGCUGAGGCGGAGGAGGGUCCGGGAGAGGAUGGAGCAGGACCGGCGGCGGCGGCAGUACCUCCGGAGGAGGAGGGCGUUCAUUCUGUCCUCCAUCACCGCGAUACUGAGCCUCAUCACCGCCACCACCAACAGACACGUCUGGGUCCUGAACCGGAGCCCCGGGCAGACCUUCUGGUCUUCAGCCGAAUCGUUUGACGAUGAGGAGUGGAAGGCGCAGUUCCGUGUGUCCCGGGACACCUUUGACUACCUGCUGGAGCGGAUCGGACCGGCCAUCAAACGCCGCAGGACCAACUACCGGGUCCCGAUUGAGCCGCGCCGCAGACUGGCCAUCACCCUGUGGUGGUUCGCCCGGUCCGGGGAGUACCGCUCCAUCGCCAGCAUGUUCGGGGUGGGGAUAGCGACCGUGUGUGUCAUCGUGCGGCAGGUGAUCUCAGCCAUACUGGACCGGCUGUACCGGCGCGUCGUGUCGCUGCCGAGCGGACAGCGGCUGGAGGACACCAUCAGGGCCUUCAAGGAUCGCUGCUACCCGCAGUGUGCCGGGGCCAUCGGCGGGACUCACAUCCCCAUCGCCCCACCGAGGGACAACCCGGACGACUACCUGAACAGGAAGGGGUGGCACUCAGUGAUCCUGCAGGCUGUGGUGGACCACAACAUCUGUUUCACUGACGUGUAUGCUGGCUGGCCUGGAAGUACGAACAGCUCCACUGUGCUCUCCAGCUCAGACCUGUACUUGAAAGCAGAGGACCGCCCUGAUGGUUACUUGUUCCCCAGACAGAGGUCGGUCAUGUCUGAUGGAGUGGAGAUCCCCAUCCACCUGAUCGGUGAUGCGUCGUUCCCUCUAAAGCCGUGGCUCAUGAAGGGAUACUGCCAGGAACACCAGCUGUCUCCUGAGCAGCGUCGCUUCACCUACACCCUCAACUCUGCUCGCUCCGUGGUCGACACCGCAUUCACACGGCUGAAAGGACGCUGGAGGUGCCUGCUGAAAAAGAGUGACAUCGACGUCUCCAUGAUGCCCAGAGUUGUGGCCGCGUGCUGCGUUCUGCACAACAUCUGUGAAAUCAGAGGGGACAGUUUCCUCCCUGAGUGGAACUUUGAGAUUGCUCCUUCUGGUAAUUAUCUAAGACAGCCUGAAACAGAACCGUACGAAGGAGACACGUACUGCACUGCUGAGGUCAUCAGAGACAUUGUGACUUAUAACCUGUUGACGAUACUGCAGUACUGAAGGUGUGACUACAGCUCAGACAAAAGACUUGAUGUCAUUUAUCCAACACUGGUCACUUGAUUUAUUUUAAAAGCACUAGAUCUUCAGGGGAUCUGGGGUCAGUACAUAAAGCAACUUAGUCUGCCUCUUACUUGGUCACCUGUCUCCACUGAGUCUGACAUCAGUGACCCUGGAUAUUACCCGGUAUCAUGAAGCUGGGUAUUAACUUCAGACCUUCAUCAUCAGCACCAUGAAUCAAGCACUUACUAUGAUAUGAGAUAAAACAGUGAUACCUGCAGGAGAAUUCUGUUACAGCAACAGAAAACAAGUGAUACUCAGUGAGGUGAAAGCCCUGGUUUCACACCUCAAUGUCACAAACCAAACAGCACGGCUGUUUGUCAUGUUCACACAGAGUGAUCAGAAAACUUGGACAAAAUGAAACUGUGUUGAAAAUCUGUCAGUUACUGAUCAGCAUUAUGCACAUUUUGGGUCAUUUUAGAAUUCAUAAGCUAGGAUGGAUUUUUUUUAAAAAACGGAUGUUAAGCUACUUUUAUUGGGAAAAGCACAUUUGCCCCUGUUACAUUUACAUUACAUUGUAUGUUUUCUUAUUGUGCAAAUGAACCUUUCACAAAGUGUUGUCAUAUUUCUUGUUGCAGGCUACAUUUUUAUCAAAAUUAUUCUUUCAAAAAGUGGUGGGGACAGGGUGUCUGCAGGUCCUUUAAAAUGUCCUUUAAAUGUCUCAAAAUUUCUGAAAUUCAAUUUUAUAAAUAUUAGGCCUUUAAAGUCAUUAAAUAUUCUUAAAUUGUAAUUUGUGAGGUCUUAAUUGCCACAAACAUUUAUCUUAUUUAAUUAAUCCAUUUUAAUUUCUUUUGGUUAAAUGAGUCAAGCUUUUCUGUGUUUAAGUCCACAUUUAUGACACAAAUCCCUAUAAACCUACCACUGAACCUGAUACUGUCUUUUUACUUUGUACUUGCACUUAUCUGUUGGAAAAAAAAUGUAUUAACCUAACUCACUCUAAUAAUCACAUUGCUACAUAAAAUCUACCUCUGCACAGGACUUAUUUAUUUUUCACUUAUUUUAUUCAUUUAACAGUGACAGUGCACAGCUACUUAGCUGUACCAGAGUUAGCUAAAAGAUAAUUUUCAUCUGUAGUCCCUGGGCAGGAAAUAAUAGAGAAUAAUUUCUCUGCUUAAAGGCACUAUUAUAUAAAAAAAACACACAAUUACAAAAUAGAACAUUUUCUUUUAAAGAUAUUUUUUUGGGCAUUUUGCCUUUAAUCGAUAGGACAGGUUCCUAGCUGAGUGAAAUGACUUGGAGGUAUCUGAGUGUCCAUCGUGAUAAGAGCUAGUGGAAUUGUCUUUUUUUUAUGAUAUUUGUAUGAGCAUUUUUUGCCUUUAAUUGAUAGGAUAGUGAAGUGUGAAAGGGGGAGAGAGAGGGAGUGACAUGCAGCAAAGGGCCACAGGCUGGAGUUGAACCUGGGCCGCUGCGGCAACAGCCUUGUACAUGGGGCGCCUGCUUUAUCCACCAAGCCACCGACGCCCCAAAAUAGAACAUUUUCAUGACACAUGACACAUGGCUUCAGCAGUAAGACAACAGUUUAUGUGUAAUGGGUACAUGAUUGGGUUGAUUUUAGCCAUGAUUUCAUCUUGAAUUUAAAUUCAAUUGAAUUUGAAUCUUAUCUCACUUCAAAGCUGUCAAAGGUCAGUAGAUUGUGCCUUUGAAUGAUGUUACAGUGAUGAAAACAAAAUGUUAUUUUUGUCCAGUGCCUUGAGUGUUUUGUUUGUGAAGUAUUUGCAGUGGGGCAAGUGUUGUUUUUCCAGCUUGUGAUGAGCUUGUAAUGCAGUAUGAGAUAUGUGGAAAAAAAAUCAUUGAAUGCAUGUAUAUUUUUGCAGCAUCUAGGAGGAGCUGGUUUUGAAUUAACUUGAAGUUCUUUGUAGUAAUUCCUAGAUAUUUAGAGGCUCUAACUCUAUGCUGCUUGCUAGUAAAAGAAAAAGAUGUCCAAAAAGUCUUACAUUUGAUUUAAUCAAACAUCAAAUAUCCUGGACAGGUCUUAAAAAGCAUUAAAUUUAAGUGUCUGAUACCUGUUGACAUAUCCGCAGCGUCCCCUGUGUAAAUGAGACCCAUGAUUGUGAAUGCAGGAAUUUUACUCAUAAUCAAGUAUUCUUUAUAUUUAGAGCUACUGUUGCAGAAGCUAAAGAUUGUAAUUAUUUCUUCCACCGCUGUCUUUUAAUGUAG